This is a messenger RNA of Melanotaenia boesemani (Boeseman's rainbowfish), 1322 nucleotides long. RefSeq names its product peptidoglycan recognition protein 5 (gene pglyrp5). Gene Ontology annotation, molecular function: zinc ion binding; N-acetylmuramoyl-L-alanine amidase activity. The coding region runs from base 346 to 849 and encodes 167 amino acids. Gene Ontology annotation, biological process: peptidoglycan catabolic process. Lineage: Eukaryota; Metazoa; Chordata; Actinopteri; Atheriniformes; Melanotaeniidae. The record is from RefSeq and is a predicted model, not a curated record. The transcript is spliced from 4 exons.
UGACGACUACUGGCUUCAUCUUUAGAUUGCCAAGAUUUUUAACAUCAUAAUGAGGAAGCCAUGUUUGACCCAUGUGUGAAAAACAACCACAGCUUUCCUGUCCUGCUGAGCAAUAUUCUGACAAUAUUCAGUGUUACUUCCUCCUUUUUUCAACUCUGUAUAUUCCUAACAACAGGUUGGGCAACUUAUCUGCCAGGCAUGACUAGCUGGAAAAUAACUUGUUUGCAUGCUCCCACGUGCCACAACAAAGAACAAGAGAGGUGUGCUUUCCAUGGCCACACCUUUCUAAACUAACUCUGAUAAGGGAGGUGCACAGUCUGCAGCCACUCAGUCAUCAAUAGACUCAUGGAGCCAACAGUGAACAUUGUGUCAAGGUUGCAAUGGGGAGCAGCUGCCCCAAAACAACAGAAGACUCUGAAAGGCUCAGCUCAGAGAGUCAUAAUACACCACACUGCCCUCCUAAACUGCAAAGGCCUGGCAGAGUGUAAGGACCAUCUGAUCAGCAUUCAGAGAACACAUAUGAACCAAAGACAAUUUGAUGACAUUGGAUAUAAUUUUCUUGUUGAAGAAGAUGGCACUGUGUACGAAGGCCGUGGCUGGGGUGUGGUAGGGGCACACACUAAAGGUCACAACGGUGACUCCCUGGGGAUUGCAUUCAUGGGCAAUUUCAACAAUGACACACCCAGUAAAGUGGCAUUAUUGUCAGUCAAGCAGCUGCUGCUGUCAGGAGUUUCCCGGGGCUUUUUACAUCCACAGUUUGCUCUGUGCGGGCACAGGGAUUUAGGAACCACAGAAUGCCCAGGAAACAAUCUUUAUGCUGCUCUGCCACAACUGAGGAGCACAACAUGAUACUCACAGCAAAGCACUUCAGAGAAUUCUGCUCUCAAGCUCUUUCUUAUUCCAUAUGUGGAACAGUCAAGGUGUUAAGGAUGAAUAAGCAUAUAAAUUAAACACUAACUUUGUUUCAUUUUUAUUUAUUUAUUUUCCUUAAUUGUUUUGCUUUAAUUUCUUGUAAAUUUAAAAGAUGCCUUGAGUUGUAAAGCCCAGGUAGAGAUCUUCAGAUGUUUUAGGCUUGUCGGGUUUUACAGCAGAGGGAGCCAUUACAAAAGAGUAGACAAAAUGAAAAUAUCUGGUUUACACAUUUGAACCCCUAUGUUGUGCCAAAGUGGCCAUUUGUAUGAUUAUUGUGUUGUGUUAUCCUAUCUUUGACUUAAUGGGGUCUCAUUGCAAAGUGCCUAUAAACUGCUAUAUUUUUUACUCAACAGAAGCACAACUCUGGGAGCCUGUUAAUUAGAGCUGUAAAAUAAACUCAUGAAAUUAAC